Molecule: messenger RNA, 1908 nt
Organism: Salvelinus namaycush (lake trout)
Lineage: Eukaryota; Metazoa; Chordata; Actinopteri; Salmoniformes; Salmonidae
Product: transcription factor MafG-like
Exons: 4
Coding region: 712-1296 (194 amino acids)
Biological process (GO): regulation of transcription by RNA polymerase II; regulation of epidermal cell differentiation
Cellular component (GO): nucleus
Molecular function (GO): RNA polymerase II cis-regulatory region sequence-specific DNA binding; DNA-binding transcription factor activity, RNA polymerase II-specific
Source: RefSeq, a predicted model, not a curated record
UCUACGUCACGCCCGCCCGGGUGUGUGUGCUGCUGACUGCGGGCGCAGCGACAUCAUGCCGUUGGAGCGCUAGACACGCCGUUUUAAAGGGCUAGCCCGUUCUCAGCCCGUUGCUGUGCUGUUCUCUCUCUCUCCCUCCCUGCCCUCUGUGUGCUGCUGAUUCAUCACGAUUAGGUGGUUAGCCAGCCUGCCAGCCAUAGGCUACAUGCACAAGCCAUGCCAGCCAGACUGAGUGGGGGCUUUCAUAGCUAAAGUAGACAAAGAAAGGGCUUGCUUGUCAUACGUAGGCUAGGCUAUAGCAUCGCACUACAGUGCAGAGAGAACAACAUGUGUGGCGGUUGGGAAUAUUUUUGAUAACUUCAUUGCGAGAUAGAUUUAUCAUAUCGAGAGUUACGGGGGGACUGGGAAUCCCCCCCUGGUUUUCAGAAAUCAGACAUCGUAAAUCGGUUUACAUAGAGUAGCCUAGCUAGAUAAGGAAGAGGAAGAUAUAUCGUGUAUUCGAGGUGUGUAGCCGAGUUGGAACUGUCUAGAAAACGUGAUUGUAGGUUAGGUGGCUGGAGAGAUUCACAGCAGAAGAACUGUCCGAGUGUUCGAGUGCUGAAACGGAAGUAACCGGAGCGGAGCGGAAAACGGGCCGCACUGGAUAGGGACGCAACAACCGCGAGCGCGGUCAGCGUGUGUCUGUCUGUUGCUAUUUCAGAGGAAGGAGAGAUGGAGGGUCGAGAGAAGGGAUUAAAAAACGAGUGGAGCUCUGAGGUGUGUUCAGAGGGGGGUGGUUCUCGUGGCAUGUCGACCACUAAUAAGGGAAACAAGGCCUUGAAGGUGAAGAGGGAGCCGGGGGAGAAUGGGACCACCCUGACAGAUGAUGAGCUGGUGACUAUGUCCGUCCGGGAGCUCAACCAGCACCUCCGCGGCCUCACCAAGGAUGAGAUCCUGCAGCUUAAACAGCGCCGGCGCACCCUGAAGAACCGUGGCUACGCCGCCAGCUGCCGGGUCAAACGGGUCACCCAGAAGGAGGAGCUGGAGAAGCAGAAGUCACAGCUUCAACAGGAAGUGGAUAAGUUGGCGUCGGAGAACGCCAGCAUGAGGGUGGAGCUCGAUCACCUGAGGUCGAAGUACGAGGCUCUACAGAGUUUUGCAAGGACUGUGGCGAGGAGCCCGGGAGUGGGGUUAGGGGUCGGGGGUCAGAGGGGAGGUGGUGGGGUUGGGUCGGUGAUCGGGCCACUCAUACCGGGGAAAGUGGCGGCGACGAGUGUCAUCACGAUAGUGAAGUCGAAAACGGACGCGCGGUCUUAGUAGCGGGCUGGGCCAAGGAGGGAUGAGAGGAAAAAGGGAGGGAAGGGAGAGGAGGAGAGGAAGCGAAUUAGGACUAUUUAAAAAUGAAACCAUUGGUCAGUGCAUCGUCAUUGAGCACAGGACAGAAUUUAAUCAGGUGAGGUGGCCCCCCUUUGAGAAAAUAUCACGCCCUGGAUAGUAAUUACUGUGUUUCUACUGUUAUUUUGUAACUGUUGUACACGAGGUCCAACGUUGUAAUUUGAUGUAAUGUAGUUAUGUUGUGUCAUGGAACACUGUGAACUUCAUCCGUGGCUGACGUUCGUUUUGGUAUCAUUCUAUUUGGCCGUGUUUUUACUGAAAACAAUUAUUUUUUACCCAACGGGCUUCCGUACUCACAGGCACUUCCUUGUUUUGCAGAAACAGCUUGCAGAGCCAUCAAUUUAUUUAAUUUUUUAUCAUAAAAAUGACAGAGAAUUGUAUUUUGUAAUCGCUCAUUGCACAAGAGAGACAAGAUACUUUCAGAAAAGUGAGGAUCUUCAGGAAGAGGUUGUUUUGGUUAUUUUACAUUUUUUUGGUACUGUUCACCCUUUUUUCUCCCCAAUUUGUAGUUACAGUCUUGUCCCAUCGCUGAAA